Artibeus jamaicensis (Jamaican fruit-eating bat) is the source of this 1687-nucleotide messenger RNA. It is a transcript of the gene MAMSTR, whose product is annotated as MEF2 activating motif and SAP domain containing transcriptional regulator. Bases 84 to 1205 code for a protein of 373 amino acids. Gene Ontology annotation, biological process: regulation of transcription by RNA polymerase II. NCBI's taxonomy places the organism in Eukaryota, Metazoa, Chordata, Mammalia, Chiroptera, Phyllostomidae. Gene Ontology annotation, molecular function: transcription coregulator activity. The record is from RefSeq and is a predicted model, not a curated record. Gene Ontology annotation, cellular component: nucleus. The transcript has 10 exons.
CUCAGCUUAGACGGUGGGACAACCUGCCCCAGAGCACAGCUACAGCAAGGCCACCUGUCCAGGUCCCCAUCCCAGGCUUGGCAAUGACCCUGGCGGCUUCUUCCCAGCGCUCCCAAAUCAUUCGCUCCAAGUUCCGAUCUGUCCUCCAGCUUCGGAUCCACAGACGGUAUCAGGACCCGAGUCUCUCAGGAUCCUUCACCGCCUCUCCGGUCUCAGAGUCAGAUCCCCGGAUCUCAGCCUCAGGCCCGGCUCUGGCUCCCUCCCCAGCCUCGCCCUUGGGCCCUGCCCCUUUCUUCUCCAGUCCUGGGGUCCUGCAUCCUGAGUCACAACGCUGCCCUUGGAAGUCCCUGAAGAAGGAGUCGCCCAAGAUCUCCCAACAUUGGAGGGAGGCCAAGCCCAAGGGGAACUUGACGUACCACCAGUACAUUCCCCCAGAGCCAAGACAAGGGUCUAGGGCAGACCCUCAGGCCAAAGGAUUGGCUGAGGGUCCCCCUGGGCCACCUCUGUGUGAAGAGACAAAAUCACAGAAGCCACCUUCUAGGAUGAAGCCCACUCCCCUCCCUCCCUCCCUCCCAGGAGUCUCCAACCCCUCGUCUCCUUCACACAAGUUGGAACUUCAGACCCUUAAACUGGAGGAGCUGACGGUCUCAGAGCUCCGGCAGCAGCUGCGCCUGCGGGGCCUCCCGGUGUCCGGUACCAAGUCGAUGCUCCUGGAGCGCAUGCGCGGAGGGGCCCCGUCCCGCGAGCGGCCGAAGCCAAGGCGCGAGGAAUGUCCCGCGGGUGCUCCCUGGCCACGCCUCAGGCCGAAGGCUCUUGUAGCGGCCCGACGGCAGGGCUCGUCCAAGCCGAGCUCAGCAUCUCCCCGGCCCCCUGUUCCUUGUGCCGCGGGAAACUUCGUGACCGCUCCGGCUCUGCCUCAGUCUCCGUCUGCCACUCCGGCUCCAGCGUUGACGUCUUCCUCAGCCCCAGCUUCAGCAGCUCUGACUCUGGAGGAGGAGCUGCAGGAAGCGAUCCGGAGGGCGCAGUUGCUUCCGAACCGGGGCAUCGAGGACAUCCUGGAGGAUCAGGUGGAGUCUGAUGGCACCCCAUGGGACAUGGCGGGUGACGUGUUCGAAUUGCUGCCCAUCUCAUGCGAGACACUCACGUGCGCCACCAACCACACUCAGUGGCUCGACUUCUGCCGGGCCCUGUCCAUGGGCACCUAAGUGUUGGUGUUCCGGUUCCCCAGUUUGGGGCUUUAAAUAAAUGAGGUCACACUGGUGGCUAAUGGGCGGAGCCUCGUGCAGAGCGGUGGGGUCCGCGUGGUUCCCUAGGCGGUGAGAGGAGACACAGCGGCGAGGAAGGGUCCCAGGGGAACUCGCCUCCUGCCCUAACGGCUCACCACCUGCCAUCAGCCUCCUGAACCUUGAGUGACCUGAAAAACAAGCCCUGUCCCAGGCUGUGCGCGGUAUAAAGGGUGAGCUGGGGACAAAAGCAGUGAGACCAGAGGCCACCGAGCAGCUGGGGGAGACCUUGGGACUGUGACCGAGGAGAAAGGAUGAUAAGCAACUCGAAAAUCAGCACGUUCUCACUGCUAAUUGAAUAUCACUGUGAAGUGUCUGUUUUGUGGGGUUUUUUUUACAUGUUUUCUACUGAAAGGCUUGCCUUUUUCUUACUGACUCAUAGACAUUCUUUGUAUGUUCUGGAC